AUGAAUAGAAGAAAUAAUAAAACAAUUGACCAAAAAAAAGGGGCACAUAUAUUUAAAAAUUUCGAUAUAAAAGAAAAGACAGAUAUUUCAAAAAGCUCGAACAAAACAGCUAGUUCUAUAGUACACAAAUUAGAAAAAAAUAAAAAUCCUUUGUCUAAUCCCCUUAAUGAAAAUGAUAAAACUUCAACUAUUAGUAAUAACAUAUAUACUUGUAAUGCUUAUGCUAAAGACAAAGGCAUAAAGCCCUCUAAUAAAAAUACAAUUUCCACUGACACAUGGAAAGAUAAAACCAAAUCCAAUGCUAAACCAAUUACUGUUUAUAAUAAAUAUACACUAAAAGAAAAAAAUGUGCUAAGUGAAACAACUGGCGAUUCAUAUAUUUCCUCGAUAAAUAUAAAAAAUAAAUAUAAUCAGACAGAGAAAAAUCAAUUAAAAAAAAAAAGUUCAUCCAUUAUAAAUAUAAAAUCUACUAUCCAACAUUCAAAUAAUGUAAAUAAAAAUAUUCAAGACAAAAAUUUAUUACAUCAAAAGAAUAUAACACUUACUCAUGGAAAUGAAAUAGAUCAACCAAAUUUAGAAAAAAAAAAACAACAAAUUAUCAACCAUCCUAUAGAAAGACUAAACAAAAAUAAUAAUAAAAACAAUUUCGAGUCACUAAGACAAAAAAAAUAUGAUGAAGAAUGCUCUACCCAUUCAGCUGUAAAUUCUAAAACCGAAAAAAAUUUAUUAAAAGAAAAGGCAACUAAGGUAAAAGCCAGUACAAUUAGUAGUCCAGAACAUGAGACAGAUGAAAUAAAAACAUCUAUAAACAAAAAAUUUGUAAUAAAUAAUAGCAUAUUGAAAAAUAAAUUUGAAAACAAUAGUUUAAUUACUGAUAAAAAAAGUAAUGAUUCAGAAAAUAAUCAAAAUUUAAAAAAGUUUAAGAGAAUUAUUUCAUAUAAUCUUCCUCCUACAAAAAAAAAUAAAAAUGAAAAUAUACAAACAUCUAAAAAUGUGACAUGUUCUAUAUCAUCUAAUAAUAUAUAUAACAAUAAGGAUAAUGUAAAAAAGGUAAAUGACACAAAUUCAAAAAUUGAUUUAUUGGCAAAUCCCAUAAAUUCUAAACUUAUAGAGGAUUCAUCUAUUUGUAAUGAUAUGAUUUCUACUAAUGUAGAUUCAAAGCCUGUUUUAUUUAAUUAUAACAAUUUAAGUUAUGUACAAAAAAAACUAAUGCACCCCAAGGCAUUGUCUACCAUGAAUAUAAAAAAUGGACAAAAAAUUUUGAAUAAAUCAAAUAUAAGAAGUAUAAGCAAUAGUGAAAAAAGCCAAACAAAAUCAAUGGCUUACUGUUCUGAAAAUGAAAUAAAGCCCUUCUUAUUUAAAAAUAAAAAUAUAAAAAAUGAAAGUAGCAAACAUGCUGAUAAAACAGAAAAAAGAGAAGAAAUUACAAACAAAAUAGAAACUUAUAACAAUAAGAGUUUUAAAAAUAAUGAAAAUGAUAGUUUAAAUAAAAAAUUUAUUCAUAAAAUUACCAACACAAAAAGUUAUAUUUCAGUAAAAAUGAAAGAUAAUGCAAAUCCUACAAUUAAUAAUUCUACUGAUAAGGAAAACAUUUUAAAAACGGACAAUAGUGAACUUGCAAAUAAAAAAAUGAGUUUUUUUUCGUCGGCACACAAAGAUAUUCACAUACGUCAUACAACAAAGUUAAACAAUUCCAAAGAUAAUAAAUUCUUUUCCUUAUCUUAUAAAAAUAAAAAUAUAAUCGAAGGAACUAAUGAAUUGGAUUAUCUGCCAAACCAAGGCUUUUAUUCAAAUAACAGUAGAAAAAAUGAAAAUUUUAAUAAUAUCAUAAGUAGUAAUUAUAACAAUGAUACCAUUGUUGAGAGUAGUGAUAAAAUAAAUGUCACUACUAAACCAAUGGAUUCCAUAGAUUCUGUUAUUCCAUCUAAUAUAGAAAGCGGCCUUCAUGGAGUGAAUCGCCAAAAUUAUAUAUUAAGAAAAAGUUUUGAUCCUAAUUCAAAAAUAUCUAAUUUAUUUCAAACAAAUAAAAUGAAUAAAACUAUGUUAAACACAAGACGUGAAUCAGUACAAAUAGGAUUAAAAUUCGAUGAAAUGAAAAGAAAAAGUUUCGAAAAUUUUAAUAAUAAUACACAAGUUGAAAAUGGUAUAUUAAAACAUAACAAAGACAUAUUAACCAAUAUCAUAGUAAAAAAUGAUAACACAAAAAAGCAAAAAUCCAGAAAUGACAUUAUUCAAUCGGAGCAAAGUGACGAUAAGAUGGAAUUAUUAAAAAAAAGGAAAUUAGGCUAUACUGUAGGCAUAAAUAAAAGUGAUGAAGAAAAAAAGUCAGCAAAUACUAAACCCGCAAUUUCAUUCAAUCCAUCUAUUCGAAAUAUUAUAGAAAAAGUUGUUGGCAAGCAUUUGAUAUUAAGAAGUAAUAUGCUAAGUGAUAAAAAUACAGCCAAGUUAGAUAACCACGAAUUAAAUAAUAAUAAAACUUCUAAUAUGAAAAAUGUAAGUAAUAGACUAAAACAAGGAGAUAAAUUCAGUUCAGUAAAUCCCAUCAGUUUAUCUAAAUCAUCUCUUACCCAAACACAAUACAAUCACAUUUCCAGCAAAAUAAAUACAGGAAAUGAAGUAUCAAAAAAUGUAAAAAGUAAAGCCAAUACCGCUGUGAAUAUUUUAUUAAAAAAAGUCCCAACCCCAAAAACUGAAACGUCCAUAAAUAUACCCACCAUUUUAAAUGUCGAAAAUGAUAGUGAUAAAAAUGAAACAAAAAAUAGUCAUAUAAAUAAUAGUACCAUAUCAACAGAUUUAAAAAAAACAAAUAAUAUAAUAUUGAAUUCUCAAAUAAAAUCAUAUUGUAAAAAAGAUUUAAACCAGAUUAAUAAUAUUUCAAAAAAUAGACAACCACAAACUAUCAACUAUGAAAAUGAUGGAAAUAAUCUGGAUAAUUGUGUUUCAACAAAAGAAGGACCAUACCAAAAUAAAAAAGAAAUAAAUUAUUCACAACAAAAUUAUGAGAAUAAAAAAUUGGAAGGAGACUCUUCCAUUCUAUUAGAAAAUAAUAAGGACAAAACAAAAGCAAAUUCAAUGGCCACAACUGAUAAAUAUAAUCACAUAAUUAAUCGAUUUAUAAAUAAUGGUAACUCAAAAUAUGAUAAUACACUUAACAAUAGUUUUGGGGACAUUGAUAGUAUUUUAAACUUUUCAAAGUAUUCCGAAAUAAAUAAAAAAGGUUUUCUUUUAUCUGACAAUAAAGAAGAUAAACCAAGUCAGCAUACUAUGGGAUGUACAAAAUAUUCUUUACUUUAUAAUAAAAACGGCGAAAUAAAUUAUAAUAAAAAUUGUGGUGAAAAGAUUGAAGAUAAGGAUUUGAAUUUAUUUGGUAUGCUAAUCGAAAAAGAGUGCAAAGACAAAAAAUUCGAAAAUACAAAAAUAGAUAAUGAUAAUAAAAUCGAUGAAAUAAUGCAACUUCAGAAUAAUCCAAAUUUUGAAACAUCGAAAAAAAAAAAAAAAAAUAUUCCUCAUAAAAAAGAGAAUGUCGAAUCAAAAUAUGAGGAAAAGAAAAAUAAUGAACAUACCACGCAUGAUGAUAAGUGGCAAAUAAGUGAAUGCCAAACAAAUAGAAACGAUAAACAUUCUAAAAAAUAUAUCAAGAAUAAAACAGAUUGUGCCGAUUUAAGUCACAACGAAGAUAAAAUAUUUGAACAAAAAAAAGAAGAAAUAAAAAUUAAUGAAAAAACACAAAGUAAAAACGAAAAAAAUGUUGAUAUACAAAGAGAAGAUAAACAAAGUAAAAAUUCGGACCCUAAUUCAUUUCAAUUAGUUAACAAUAAAAUAAUCAAAAAAAAUAAAAUGGAUUGUACAAAUAAUACUGAUGAAAAAAUUAAGAUUGUAAAAAAAAACAAAAAUAUACAUACCCCCUUAAUUAGUAAUAAACCAGAUAAAAACCAAAAUUCAAAUUUUAAAAAUUUUGAUAAUAACACUAAUAAAUGGAACACAACACAAAAUGAUAUUCAUCAUUUAUCUAACUUAGAUAAUCUCGAUUUAAAAAAAAAUGCAUACAACCAAAACACUAACAACAAUGGUGAUCAAAAGUAUGUAGCUAUACCUGUACAAUCUGAAUCACAAAAUAAUCUUUUCAAAGAUACUUACUUAGAUAAUUAUGAUAGUAAAACAAAAAUGGCAGAACAUGACAAAAAAUGCAUUCCCAAUAAUAGUCACCCAGAACCACUUUUAAAUGAAACCGAGUUAAAUUCUGUUUGGACUAGUGAAGAAGCAUGUGAAAACAAAGAGGAUAAUAAAAAUGGGAAUUCUUUUUCAGCCAAUGACCAUACAGAAGUAAUACCAUCUCAAUGUGAAGACGAAAUAAAUUAUGAUACUUUAAAAAAUAAAAAAAAAAAAUGGGGAAAGUAUAUUAUGAGUUCAAAUGACGAUCUUGAUAUUUCUCUAAACAAUAAUGACUAUGAAGAAAACGAAAAAAAUGAUAAUAUCGAAGGGGGACAUAUUUACAAUAAUAAUGACAAUAACGAUUUUAUAUUUAACUCAUUUAUUUAUGAUGAAGAUACUUUGUGUGAUAGAGAAAAGGAUCUACCCCAGUUAGUUACUUCAACUAUUCAACCAGAUUCAGUACAGAAUCAAAAAGAAACAAAAGAAAAUAUUUCACAACCCCAUUUAAGCGAUACAAACAAAAUUGAUCAUAACAUUAGUCAUGAGCAAUCUGAAGACCCAGACAGUGGUAGUACUAAUUCGAUUUAUAGAAAAUUAAAAAAUGCUUUUUUUAGCAAAAUAAAUAAGUAUGUAAAAAAUGAUUCUCCUAAAGAUACAUCUCUUUGUACUGCAUCUGAUAAUAGUGGGUUUGAGCAUACUAUUGAAGAAGGUAAACGAAAAAAAACAAAUCAAGACAGUACAUCAAAUAAAAAAUCAAAACCACCAAUGACAAGGAAAAAAGUUCGAGCAAAUUCUCAAGAUGAUCCAAAUGUUAACAUAUAUGAAAAACAUUACAUAACCAGACGAAGAAAAAAAAAUGAAUCUGAAAAUGAUGGAAAUGGAUCAAAAGAAAUUUCCGAUACCUAUACAAAUGUCAUUAAGAAUAUAAAAAAUAAAAAAAAUGAUGUUCUCGAAAAUAAUGAAACAACUAAAACAGACACAGAAAUAGUAAACCAAUUGAACUAUUCAGAUCAUAUUUCAAUUAUUUCUAAUAAUCAAAAUAGUAAUAAUUUUUCAUUAAAAAAUUCAAAGAUGAUAUCAUUAUAUGACCAAGUAGAUGCACAUGAUGUAUCAGAAAAUUAUGCUACUAAUAUUAGGAAGGAAAAUACGAAUGAAAAACUUUUAAAAGACAAAAUCGCAAACGAAUUAAUUAUCGAAAAAAAGGAAGUACAUACAAAAUAUUUGGAAAUAGAAGAAUAUCCAAAUUAUAGUAAAAACAUUUUUGAUCCCACAUCUUUCACAAAUAUAGAUGCACAUUAUGAUAAAAAUUCAAAGUACGAAACCAGAUGUAGCAGUAACAAUAUAUGUCAAGAAAAUAAUAUAAAUGAAAAAAUAGUAGACCCCAAAAUGGGAACAAUAGAAAUAAGUAAUUAUAAAAAUGGUAGUAACACUGAUGAAGUAGUAAACAUAAGCAAUGACACAAAUUUAGAAUCUAAUAAAUUGAACCCAAAUAAUAAUAUUAUAAAAACAGAUUCAGCAGAUGCAAUAUUAAAAGAUAACAAUAUCAAUGAUGAAUCUGAAAAGCAAAUUAUUAAUGAAACAGAUAUAAAUGGAAUAGAUACGAAAAUAAAUUUAUUUUUAGACAAAAUAGAAGAUAAGAAACUAACAGAUAGUCUUAUAAAAAAUCGUAUAGAAGCAGAAAAAUUAAAUAAUGAAAUUCCAUAUAUAACUAACAUAUAUGAAGAAAUGCAUAGAUCCUCUGUUAUGCCAUUAAGAAUUGAAGCUUUUCAUUCGUUAGAGGAUCAAAGAUUAAUAUAUGGAAAUCCAGAUUGGCAAAAAUAUUUUUGUCCAUUGUGUGAUCAGAAAUAUUAUCCUCCUAAUGUUUAUGUAAAAAAUUAUAUACAUUAUUUAAAUGAACAUUGGAAAAAUCGAAAAAAUUUAGGUGGUUAUAUAAUAUUUCCUUGUAAAUUAGAGCAUGAUAAUAAUGAAAUGAACCCAUCAGAAAAAAAAGUAGAUGUAGCAGUUACAUCUUAUAAUCCUCCUAAAAAAUGGAAAAAAAAAAAAAAAAAAAUGAAAAGAAAUACAAGAUUAUUUAUUGAUCCACAUUAUCAUUGCCCAUUAUGUUUACAUUUACAAUUUGAUGAUUAUGAACUUUUAGUUGAUCAUUGUACAAAAUUACAUAAAUCUACAGGAGCAGAUCCUACAAGAACUCUACCACCAUCUUUUAUGCACACACCAUUUAUUAAUAACAAUGAUUAUUAUUGUUCUAUAAAAAAAAAUGAAACAGACAUAAGUAGUAGUGAUAUAUUAGAUUCUGAUCAAUCAGAUAAUAAAAUAAUUUUAGAAUCCAAAAAAAAGGGUGAUCCCUUAUUUCAUGAUCCACCAUCUCAAUCAGAUCCAUUACUUGAACUUAAUAAUUUUAAAAAAAAUAAAAUAAAAAAUGGAAGAAUUAGUAAAGUUGCUUUUUGUGAAGAAAUUAAAGUACGAGAAUAUGAUAUUGAAUUAUCUAAAAUCGAAAAAUUUGGGGCCAGUAUUGGUCCGGUUUUUACUGAUGAUAAAGAGGAACCAGAAAAAGUUCUUGGAUCUGAAGAUUCACUGAACCCCUCACAAUUACCAAAUGAAUUACCUGAACAAACAGAUGUAGCUUCUAAGCCAUUAGAUCAUCUUCCAAUUUCAGAAGAGCCACUUCCCGAAUCUCAUAGUAAUAAGCCUGUAGAUAACUCGGUAUGUUGUAAAAAACUAAAUGAGAAUAAAAUUAAAGAAUGUUCAAUCCCUCAAAAUAACAAUCAAAGUGAUUCUACAAGUUUUGGUACGAAAACAAAAAGUAAUGAUAAAAUGAACCCAAAUAAUGUAUGUGACAAUUGCUCCACAUCUACUAUACUAAAUAAUAAUACUGAGCCAAGUACUUGUAAAAAAAACAAAGAAAUUUCUAAAAAUGGUGAACAUACUGGAUAUGCAAAUAAUAUGGAAUCUAAAUCUGGGCAUUUGAAAAAUGAUAAUAGUGAAAUAUCCAAAGAUGAAGAAGCACAAAAUGAUAAUUAUACUAACCUGUUUAAUAAAAAAAAUUGUAUACUAAACCCUGAUCAAAAUAAUUGUUUAUUUCAGGACAAUUCUAAAACUAAUUUUUUAGAUAAAAAUGAAUCCAAUAAUUAUGACAAUGAUUAUGUUUUAAACUCAACAACAGAUGAAUCAACAAAUGAAACAGAUGAUCAGGAAAAUUUGAAUCAAAACGAUGGCAAAGAAGGUUUUACUAAACAAAGAAAUAAAAAUAAACAAAAUUCAACAAACAGUUCCUUCUCUAAUUUAUUCUCCUUAGAUUCAAUAUCUAGUUCAAAUGUCAGUGACAUUAUUCCAGCUUCAAAAGAUGAAUUUGAAAAAAUGUUGCAAGUCAAAGAACAACAUCUAAGUGAAAUUUUGUUAGAGAAUAUAAAAGAAAAUCGAAAAGAAAAUAUAUUUAAUCAAAAUGAUGAAAAAAAAGUUGGGCAAUUUAUAAAAAAACGUAUUAUUCAUAUACAUAAAAAUGUUAUAUCAAAAUAUAAACGAAAGAUUAAAAUGUCUACUAUACAAAAUCAAAAACAAAAUGAAACACAAGAACCAAAAUCUUGUUUAGAAAAUAAACAGUAUGAACAUGUUUAUAUCCCUCCAAAUAAUGUCAACUUAACUCUGAAUAAUGAAGUAGAAAAUGUACCACUAAAAAAGGUUAUACGUACUAAAAAAAAAGAAAAAAUACCAACACAACGAAAUAAUUGUAGAAAAAGUUCCAGAAAUAAAAAUAAAGUCACACAAUGA
Molecule: messenger RNA, 7920 nt
Organism: Plasmodium vinckei vinckei
Lineage: Eukaryota; Apicomplexa; Aconoidasida; Haemosporida; Plasmodiidae
Product: conserved Plasmodium protein, unknown function
Exons: 3
Coding region: 1-7920 (2639 amino acids)
Source: RefSeq, a predicted model, not a curated record